This is a messenger RNA of Spinacia oleracea (spinach), 1905 nucleotides long. Its product is annotated as double-stranded RNA-binding protein 1. The transcript is spliced from 6 exons. The record is from RefSeq and is a predicted model, not a curated record. Lineage: Eukaryota; Viridiplantae; Streptophyta; Magnoliopsida; Caryophyllales; Amaranthaceae. The coding region runs from base 173 to 1411 and encodes 412 amino acids.
AUUUUGCAUCAAAAUUAUCACCUGACCAGUGACCAGUGACCACCUUCGGCUUCAAUCCUCAGUUCCAUAUGUGACACCCGUGACUCAUCUCUAUCCAAUUUUCAUCUUCCUUCUUACACAUUCCUUCUUAUUUUGCCAACAACUUUUUCUUCUACAAAUUUAGGGCCAAAAGAUGUACAAAUCAAAAUUGCAGGAAUUUUGCCAGUCCAAAAAAUGGCAACUUCCCGAAUACUCCACACAAAGAGAAGGGCUAGAUCAUUGCCCUCAGUUUAAGGCCACUGUAUCUGUCAAUGGCUCCACUUUCACAACUCCGAAUCCCUCCAAAUCUUCCAAAGAAGCCCACAAUUUGGUUGCUCAUAUCGCAUUUCAGCAUCUUACUGGUUCUUCUAGUGCAAGCACUGCUUUACAAGUUCAACCAACCUUCAUUGACGCCCAGCAACCCAAAACGAAUGAAUCUCUGCAAGCUACUUCGUUUAGUGUAGUGAACUCCCCUAAUAGGGAUGAUAAGAAACUUAAAGAUAUGACACAUUUACACAAGAACCAACUGCAAAUCUAUGCUCAAAAGAGAAAUCUAAAUCUUCCUGUGUAUAUUUCUGAGCGUGAUGGCCCUCCCCAUGCUUGUCGUUUUAAAUGUAAGGUCUUGCUAGAAGGAAAGACAUAUGAAAGUCAUGAAUUUUUUAGCACCCUAAAAGAUGCUGAAAAUGCUGCUGCAAAAACUGCUCUAAUGUCGGUAUCAUCUGAUAGAAUUGAAGAGGAAGAUCCAGGUUUCUUCAAAAAUCUUCUACAAGAAUUAGCUCAGAAAGAAUAUGCUUGUUUACCAGCGUAUGUUACAACCCGUUCUGGCCCUCCUCAUAACCCUAUUUUUUCUUCGGCCGUCGAAAUAAACGAGGAGUCCUUUACUGGACAAGAAGCAAAGACCAAGAAGCUGGCAGAGAUGAAUGCAGCAAAGGUGGCCUAUAUUGUUCUUAAAGAACGUAAAGGGAAACAAAACUCUAAAGCUGAUUCACCAGGAUUCCAUGUCAAUGACGCAUCUCAUUAUUCAUCUCCCCAGUCGCACUUGAUUCCCGUUGCUGAAUCGCCAGAUAAACACAUUUCUGCUCCAGAUCCUGUAUCUAAAAGACUUUACAUGGAACAAGUUAGAUGCGGAAAUGGUUCAUAUGGCCAGGAUACUGAUCAAAAUGUUCGUGGACUGGGCACCGGGCCCUCUACACAGAACUUAUCCAGUGAUCCCAGUCAAUCGCCUUCUAGAUCACUAGUCCAUGAAAUUAGUCAGAAAUUGGGCGGCUCUGACGUUUCGUCGUCUUCGCAUAAAAGGAUAAAAGUUUUCCCAUUGACACCGAAUAUGACGUUACCUACAGGAGCCACUGUCAUGCAUAAAGAUGAUAAAUGGAUUGCCGUGUCCAUGGAUUAAAUCCACGGAAAUGCAUAAACGAUAUUUAUUAUGUACUUGAGCUGUUUACCCACCGCCCCUCUGGAUGUGCAAAGAAAGAUGAUGUUGUAAAUGGAGCUAUCUCAUAUUCAAGCUCCUGCACUCAUGGAGCAGUGAACUUUCCGUGUUUUCCCUGUAUGUAAAAGAAAGGCAUUGCUCUAUUACCUUGUUUAGGAAGAGGAACAUAACCUUUGUGACUUUUGUAUACCUAUGCUAGGUUCUCAAAUUUUCUCAGAAGUUUUGUGCAUAGAAUCAAAGGAGCAUUGCAACUCGUGUUACAGAGCCUGCUCUAGUGAAAAAUGCGAUUGUCGUGUAUAGAAGAACCUGCCAUAUAGAGAUCCUUGAACGCCCUACAUUUUAUACAUGGCAAUCUACAUAAAAUGUACUUUACUAAAGUAAUAUGUAUGAGAAAAUAACCUAAGUUCCAUUCGAGCUUUCGCGAAAAAAAAUAAUUAUAAGCACGUUUUUUGCUUCUA